AUGGCGGUGCCCGCGGCGGCCCUGGGGCCCUCGGCGCUGGGCCCGGGCGGCCCCGGCUCGCUGGCGCACUGGAGCGCCAUGAGCGGCGGCCCCACGCGCUACGUGCUGGGCAUGCAGGAGCUGUUCCGCGGCCACAGCAAGACGCGCGAGUUCCCGGCGCACAGCGCCAAGGUGCACUCGGUGGCCUGGAGCUGCGACGGCCGCCGCCUGGCCUCCGGCUCCUUCGACAAGACGGCCAGCGUCUUCCUGCUGGAGAAGGACCGGCUGGUCAAAGAAAACAAUUACCGCGGACAUGGUGAUAGCGUGGACCAGCUGUGCUGGCAUCCAAGUAACCCUGACCUCUUCGUCACCGCGUCUGGAGACAAAACCAUCCGCAUCUGGGAUGUGAGGACCACCAAGUGCAUCGCUACUGUGAACACGAAAGGGGAGAACAUUAACAUCUGUUGGAGUCCCGAUGGGCAGACCAUCGCCGUGGGCAACAAGGACGAUGUGGUGACCUUUAUCGACGCCAAGACACACCGUUCGAAAGCGGAGGAGCAGUUCAAGUUCGAGGUCAACGAAAUCUCCUGGAACAACGACAAUAACAUGUUCUUCCUGACGAAUGGCAAUGGUUGCAUCAACAUCCUCAGCUACCCAGAGCUGAAGCCUGUGCAGUCCAUCAAUGCCCAUCCUUCUAACUGCAUCUGCAUCAAGUUUGACCCCAUGGGGAAGUACUUUGCCACAGGAAGCGCAGAUGCUUUGGUCAGCCUCUGGGAUGUGGAUGAACUAGUGUGUGUUCGGUGCUUUUCCAGGCUGGAUUGGCCUGUGAGGACCCUCAGUUUCAGCCAUGAUGGGAAAAUGCUUGCUUCAGCAUCAGAAGAUCAUUUUAUUGACAUUGCUGAAGUAGAGACAGGAGACAAGCUAUGGGAGGUGCAGUGUGAGUCCCCGACCUUCACUGUGGCCUGGCACCCCAAAAGGCCUCUGCUGGCAUUUGCCUGUGAUGACAAAGAUGGCAAAUAUGACAGCAGUCGGGAAGCAGGAACUGUGAAGCUGUUUGGGCUUCCCAAUGAUUCCUGA
Messenger RNA from Pipistrellus nathusii (Nathusius's pipistrelle), 1056 nucleotides. The record is from the annotation of a GenBank genome assembly. Lineage: Eukaryota; Metazoa; Chordata; Mammalia; Chiroptera; Vespertilionidae.